AUGAAUAAUGAAAAUGAUGAUUUAAUAAAAUGUGAAAUUAGAGAAAUUACAAAACAAGAUAAAGAAUUUUAUGAAAAUAAUGGUUAUUUAGUAUUAGAUAAUAUUUUACCAAAUAAAGAACAAGUUGAAAAAUUAUUAAAACGUGCAAAAGAUUGUUUUAACAAUGGUUUUGAUAAAGGAAUCGUACCAGAUGAAGUAAGUUGGAGACCUGGACUUUCAUUAGAUGAUAAAACUAGAGAAAUGGUAAACUCUUGGAAAACUGAUUCAUUAAUGGCUCAAUUAAUUUUAAAUCAAGAUAUUGGUAAAUUAGCUUGUGAUCUAUUAGAUUGUAAUAGUGUUUUAAUUGCACAAGAUGAUAUAUUUUGGAAACCUGUGAAUGAUUAUCCAUACUUUGAAUGUAUGUCAAAAAAAGUAUUAACAGUUUGGAUUGCAUUAACAGAUGUUUCAAAAGAGAAUGGUACAGUUGAAUUUAUUGAAGGAUCACAUAAAUGGAAUGAUUUACCACCAAUUGAUAAUAAUAAUAAUAAUAAUAGUGAAUCAUAUUCAAAUAAUGAAUUUCAUGCACCUGUUGAUUAUUUAAAAGGAUUAGAAGGUGCAAUUAAAUAUAAUGGGUUUAAAUCAAUCGAUGAAUUAACAAUUCAUCCAGUUACUGUGAAAGCAGGUGGUUGUUCAAUUCAUCAUGGUAAAUUAUGGCAUGGUUCAAAUUCAAAUCCAUCAUCAUUUAAAGAACGUGUUAGUGUUGCAAUUCAUUUUGCACCUGGUGAUAGUGUUUUCAGUGAUACUGUUAAACCUUGUUUUUCAUUUGGUCGUUAUAAAAUCUAUGGUUCAAAUAAAUUAGAAGAAUCAUUUUAUCCAAUAACAUUUUCAAAAACUUCUUAUAAAUCUCCAAUAAUUAUUGAUGCUGUAAAAAAAUAA
Molecule: messenger RNA, 915 nt
Organism: Dictyostelium discoideum AX4
Lineage: Eukaryota; Evosea; Eumycetozoa; Dictyosteliales; Dictyosteliaceae
Exons: 2
Coding region: 1-915 (304 amino acids)
Biological process (GO): fatty acid alpha-oxidation
Molecular function (GO): phytanoyl-CoA dioxygenase activity
Source: RefSeq, a predicted model, not a curated record